AUGCAUCUAAGACUACCAGACCUUCCUCGAUCUGAGGAAGCUCGAGGAGCGCAUAAACACGCAACAAUGGACUUGCUCCGACCACUGGGCCGAAGUCGCAGCUCGUUACGGCCCACAUGGAACGCAUCUAUAAUCUUCAAACCGCAUUUGCAAAAGUACACAAGUCUGUGUACCAAGAAAUCGGCCCCUCAACUCUGCUCCAAAAGCCUCGACUACAAUUUCAGCUGUUGA
Messenger RNA from Oikopleura dioica, 231 nucleotides. Lineage: Eukaryota; Metazoa; Chordata; Appendicularia; Copelata; Oikopleuridae. The record is from the annotation of a GenBank genome assembly.